AUGGUUUUGACUAGCUGUGAAGUGGUUUGGGUCAAUCGAAAUGUUGUAGACAGCUUUCAUGUUGGGAAAUAUGGUUGUACGUAUUAUUCAAGUGUUUGUACGAAUUCUGAUGCAACAUGUAGAAAAUCUGAUGGUCUGUGUUUGUGUGGUAUUUUGAAACCUAAUUAUAUAAACCCUACUACAAGAACUGGUGAUGAUAAAGGUCAUGGCUGUGUAUACAGCUAUAGCAUCCGCGCUGGACUAGUUGGUGAGUGCUAAUAGUUCAUUUCAACUUUAUAGCUAAACAUUUAAACUUGUUUCAUAAGCUUCUGUAUCAUAAAUGAUUGGAUUAUUAAAGUUUUCGCAUUAAGGCAAAGUGUUUUAAAAUCUAUUCUACAUGAUGCACGAUAAUAUUUACGUGUCAUUAUUCUGAAACACACCAAUCUUGCUGUAAUUACGCUGUGGAAACUGGUAGCUUACAAUAAGCUAUUUCUAAAGGUUGCAACCAAUACUAAUAGGUUGAUUUAACCAAUUAAAUAGGUUAGAACCAAUAUAAAUUGGUCAAAAUAACACUGAAUUAUUAUUUCGUCAAGUGUGCACGAUUAGUCAUAACUAGUGAAAAUAUAGGUUUAUUUGGUCCUGCAAUCGGUGGUUAAAACCAUUAUUAUUUAGUCAACUAGUGAGUAAUUAGUUAUAACAAUAAGUUAUGUUAACCAUUAUUAUUAUAACCAUAUAAUAUUAUGCAUGCAGUUUAUUAAGGCCCGUUUCAUACGCCGUACUUCACAUGUGCCGAAUACAUUAAAAACAAUAGGUAAUGAGACAUUUCAGCUCAUUACCUAUUGUCUUUAAUGUAUUCGGCACAUCUGAAGUACGGCGUAUGAAACGGGCCUAAGCUUACUUGUAUAAUGUUUCAAGUUGCAUAGUUUCAAGUUGCAUAUCGAAAGUUUACAAUAUUGACCAAUAUUGAAAUGUUUUUGUGUUCAAACAGUUUUCUCUGCACUAACAUAGGCGUACGAGCGGGGGGGGCAGACAGGGCAACUUUCGAAUGAUGUUCUUACAAACAGUGGCGGAAAUUCACUUUUUCCGGUGGGGGGGGAAAGCCUCCUAAAUUUCUGACAAAACUUUCAAAUUUCCGACAUACCCCCCAUUUGCACUUGAAAAGACUGUUUUUAGCCCUCUUUUAGGUCAAAAUUUCCGAAAAUUCGGCAAUUUUCCGUGAAGGUGGGGGGGGGGCGGCCGCCCCCCUGCCCCACCAAGAUUUCCGCCACUGCUUACAAAACUCCUUAAUUCCCAUAAAAUAAAGCAAACUGCCAACUGCCUCAAUUUAAAUACAAUCGUAAAACCAAUCCCACGAUCCUUGUUGCAUCAUCGCAGGCCAAUAUAGAGAUAAAAUUGCAUGAAAGACAGCUUGCAAAUCGUAUAGGUCUGAUAGCCAGAAUGAACAAUAUGAGCGAGUGACCUGGUCAAAAAAUCAAUCUUAUUUUAAAUAUAUAGGAGUAUCCAAAAACUGCGCGUUGGGCCCUUUUCAAUUUAUUCCCUACAAGAAGAACGAACCAGCUAGGAAGUUCUUUGACAAAGAUAAUCCAACCGUAGUUAUGAAGAGUUGUUUCUUGAGAAAAGUCCUGGUAAAGUUUCCAGACAAGGCCAGAGAAAUGGAGCUGCAAUGGUUGGAUGAAUCUUACGUUGAUUUGAACGUUUCUAACAAUGACAUGUAUUUUAAAGUACGUAAAUGAAUUCAUUCAUGUUUGUCUUUAAAACUAUGUUUAAAAUUUGUUUUGUUUUUUUUUUCUUUCCAGUGGAAAAAAUCAGUUCCAAAUUUGCAAGGGACGAUAAUUACGUUCAAUCUCUACUGCGAGUUGAAGAUUCCAGGGAUUAAGGUUUACCACUCUUACCAAACAAAAUGCCUGCGAGCAAAGGUUCUUGGGAAAUGGUCUGCAGGUAACUAUAUAAAAAAGGAGAGUUCAAGUUAUCUGUAACAUCAAAGCUAUGCAAGUUUUGCAUAUAAUUAGAUUCAAGCUGUGUUACCUGCAAAACUGCAUUUGGUAUUUGUGUGACAAAAUGCUUGCAAGCAAAAGUUCCAAGAAAUGGUCAGUAAAUUAUCUUUUCUAUUUAAUUAUACAUAUACAUAACUAUAUAAAUGCCCCAUCUUCGUCUAGGCGCUGUCUCAGAGCCAACAAAGGUCUCUGUACCAAGUGAGUCAACAGUAACUUCCAACCAACCUAAAUCUUCACAGACAGCAACAAAAAUAACUUCGUCUGUGACAGUAAAGGUCUCUGUAUUAACUGAUUCAACCGCAAAGGUCUCUGUUACACCUGAGGCAACAGUAACCUCCACCAAACCUAAAUCUCCACAGAUGACAACAAAAACAACAUCGUCUGUAACAGUGACAUAAUGAGCUGUCGUGCUAUAUAUAACCCGUGAUUCAUCUUCAGUUAUAAUUUCCUAGUUCGUGCUUUCUUCUUUAUUUAUUAUCAGUGAGAGUUAUUUAAAUUAUUCAUUGUAUUGAGAAAUUUUUAAAUGCUUCAUUUUAUAUAGACACCGUCUCUGUACUAACUGAGGCAACAGUAACCUCCACGAAACCUAAAUCUUCACAGAUAACAAAAUCAACUUCGUCUGCACCAACUGAGCCAACAGAAGUCCCUGUACCAACUGAGGCAACAGUAACCUCCAGCCAGCCUAAAUCUUCACAGAUAACAACAAAAUCAACUUCGUCGGCACCAACUGAGCCAACAGAGGCCUCUGUACCAACUGAAACCGCAGUAACUUCCAGCCAACCUAAAUCUUCACUGACUUCACAGAUAACAACAAAAUCAACUUCGUAUGCACCAACUGAGCCAACAGAAGUCUCUGUACCAACUGAGCCAACAGUAACCUCUAGCCAACCUAGAUCUUCACAGAUAACAAAUUCAACUUCGUCUGCACCAACUGAGCCAACAGAGGCCUCUGUACCAACUGAAACCGCAGUAACUUCCAGCCAACCUAAAUCUUCACUGACUUCACAGAUAACAACAAAAUCAACUUCGUCGGCACCAACUGGGCGAAAAAAGGUUACUGUACCAGCAGACUCAGCAGUAACCUCCAUCCAACCUAAAUCUUCACAGAUAACAACAAAAUCAACUUCAUUUGUAACAGUCACAACAGCAGAACCAAGUAUGUUUUAUAGAUAACUUCUUUACUUUAUUUCUUAUGUGAUUUCGUCUUUAUAUAUUAUUAGUGGGAAAUUCUUUAAAUGCUUCAUUUUAUCUAGACACCGUCUCCACACCGACUGAGGUUUUUUCACCAACUGAGCCAGCAGAGGUCUCUACACCAACUGAGCUAACAGAAAUCUCCACACCAACUAAACCAAUAGAAAUCUCCACAUCAACUGAGCCUACAGAGGCAACAAUAACCUCCAACCAACCUAAAUCUUCAGAGAUAAAAACAAAAUCAACUUCUUCUGUAACAGUAACAACAGCAGAACCAAGUAUGUUUUAUAAAUAACUUCUUUACUUCUAUUUCAUUGUAAUGAUGUCAUCUUUAUUCUUACUCGUGCCCUUUUGUAGACCAUAUAUAGCUUACCGCGAAAAGGGUUAAGCGGUCAGGAUAUUGUAAAUGAUAUAUAAUAUCAUCGUAUUAUAUAUCACCUGGAUUCAUCUUCGGUUAUGAUUUCCUAGUUUGUAUUUUCUUCUUUCCGCAUUAUUAGUGAAAGUUAUAAGAAAUUUUUACAUACUUCAUUUUUUCUAGACACCGUCUCUGUGCCAGCAGUAACCUCCAGGAAAUCUAAAUCUUCACAGAUAACAUCAGAACCAACUUCCUCUGUAACAGUAACAGCAGCGACAACAGCAGAACCAAGUAUGUUUUUAAAUAAUUUCUUUAAUUCAUUGUAAAGAUGUCCUUUUUUUUCCAAAUUCCCCUAGGCAGUGUGGAACGUUUUAACUUGAAAAUUCCGCCUCAUCCUCGGACAUUACAAUAAACAAGGAGCUUUCAGCACAUGAUUAAAAGUCUUAAAAAAGGGAAACUAUUCCUUGUGCUGGUCUGAGACUUAACUCAGUUUUCAAAGCAAGCCCUAUAUUUGCAUUAUGUCGCUGGCUUUCGUUAAUACUACAUUUAGGGCGCAAUUUAAUGCCGGUUACAAGAAUUUGAUGAAUCCAUUUGCUUAAUGGACAAUUGAUCACUGGUAAAAAGAACUGAACCUUUGAUGUCCAUAUUUGCAUGUACCGCACACAAUGGCCAAUUAAUGCUUUAUUGAUAUAAUCGUAAAACUGACAAUGCAUGGUAAAUUCUUCUUAGGAACAAAUCCCACUUGGUCAACUCCUGUAGUAACUAAGACACCGAUGACAUCAGCAUUGAACCAAACUGGUACCAUGACAAUGUCGCAGCCUACCACUUCAGCUCGUUCCAGUUCUCCGGAUGAAGGAUCGAGCAGUGAUGGCGAUUACAGUGGAACAAUUACUAUCGUAGCUGUUGUGGCAGCUGCAGUAUUUUUGCUAGUGUUGGUUGUCGUUGUCGGGUGCUUGUGUAAACGCAAGAAGAGAAAUAGGUGAGCUUUCUAAAGACAUUAAUGAAUAGCUUUGGUUCAGUAUCAUGCAAUGUGUGACAUAAUAUCGACAAAAUGGAAUCAGUAUCUCCCAUUUAUUUUGUUAAAUUUAAAGUAAUUACAGUUUUGAUGCUUUCUUUAAUUAAUGGAUCAAGAAAAAGCUUCGCAUAAUUAUAUCUAUAAGAAUAUCACCAGAAAAUGUCACACUUCGUGUACUUUGAUAUUUUUACAACAGACCAAGAAAGCAAUCAAGUCGCGGAAGUUCCUGCAAAGACGACGGUAUGCGGAAUUAUGUAUAUUGAAGAACAUGUACUACCCCUGCAUGAUCUAACCAUGCUUAACUCAGCAGUGAGCAUUUAAAGAUAACGCACAUUGGAGUACAUGUUCUACCUCUGUAUGAUCAAGCCAUGCAUGCUUGACUCAGCAGUGAGUUCUGUAUAACAUUAGAUGACCGCUUAAGUAUGAUCUAACCAUGCUUAACUCAGCAGUGAGUUCAGUUGAGUUCUGUACAACAUCAGAUCACUUUAGGAUGAUAGCCGACAUUCUUGAACUGACAUAUGAACUCUGAAUGAUUUGCAGACCAUGCAGCAGUGAGUUCCAGUGGCGGCAAUCUCGGUGGGGCAGGGGGCGGCCGCCCCCCGCCCCCACCUUCAUGGAAAAUGACGAAUUUUUGGAAAUUUUGACUUAUAAGAGGGCUAAAAACAGCCUUUUCUAGUGCAAAUGGGGGGGGGUUGUCGGAAAUUUGAAAGUUUUGUCGGAAAUACAGAAGGCUUCGCCCCCCCCCCACCGGAAAGAGUGAAUUUCCGCCACUGGCGAGUUCUGUACAACAUCAGAUGUCCUAACUGAGAUAGUUGACUGUAGAACAUGUAACUCAUCCAUCAUGUCAAAAACACAUGCCAAACACAAACGUAUCUGUGAUUAGUGCUUCCCUAACAGUGCGUCUUAUUUUCUCAAUUCAGGUUCCACAAGCAUGAAGCAGUUCAGAUACACAGAGAGUAAUAUUCAAGGACCACAUGCUUAUGAAGACGCCAAAGUCACAAGCGAAAGAUUUGCUGCUUGCUCUAACCCUCUUUACACAGCGCUAAAUAACCAGCACAUUGUCGUGAAAGAUCCAGCGCCAAAUAGUCAACGCGUGAUCGUAGAGGUUAACUAUGCUAAUGCAACGCCAAAUAUCCAGUGCAUGGUUGCGGAAGCUAAAGAUUCCCAUGCUUAUGCAACGCCAGAUAGCCAACGCAUUACGGUAGAUGCUAAUAACCCUGCCUCUGCUUUUACGACGCCAGAUAGCCAGAGUGUGGUUGUUGAAGCCAACCCUGCUUAUGAAACGCCAGAUAACCAGAGUGUGGUUGUAGAAGUUAACCCUGCUUAUGAAACGCCAGAUAGCCAGAGUGUUGUUGUAGAAGCCAACCCUGCUUAUGAAACACCAGAUAACCAGAGUGUGGUUGUAGAAGUUAACCCUGCUUAUGAAACGCCAGAUAGCCAGAGUGUGGUUGUUGAAGCCAACCCUGCUUAUGAAACGCCAGAUAGCCAGAGUGUGGUUGUAGAAGCGAACCCUGCUUAUGAAACGCCAGAUAGCCAGAGUGUUGUUGUAGAAGCUGACCCUGCUUAUAAAACGCCAGAUAGCCAGAGUGUGAUUGUAGAAGCCAACCCUGGUUAUGAAACGCCAGACAGCCAGAGUGUGAUUGUAGAAGCCAACCCUGGUUAUGAAACGCCAGACAGCCAGAGUGUGAUUGUAGAAGCCAACCCUGGUUAUGAAACGCCAGCCAGCCAGAGUGUUAUUGUAGAAGCUAACCCUGGUUAUGAAACACCAGAUAGCCAGAGUGUGAUUGUAGAAGCCAACCCUGGUUAUGAAACGCCAGCCAGCCAGAGUGUUAUUGUAGAAGCUAACCCUGGUUAUGAAACACCAGAUAGCCAGAGUGUGAUUGUAGAUGCCAACCCUGGUUAUGAAACACCAGAUGUUGAAAUGAAAGAAACUAACAGCACCAAUUAUAACCCAGCACCUCGACAUGAAUCCGUCGAUAUAAAAAAGAGGGAAGCCAACGAAGUUGAUUCUCAAGUAGAUCCUGGAUAUGCGAAGCCUGACGUCAACAGGAAAGACGUCGAUCAUGUUAAUUCUUAUACGGAGCCUGUGUAUGAAACUCCUGAUGUCAAAAAGAUAGAAAUCAAUGCAGCUACUUCAGAAUAA
Paramuricea clavata is the source of this 6677-nucleotide messenger RNA. Lineage: Eukaryota; Metazoa; Cnidaria; Anthozoa; Malacalcyonacea; Plexauridae. The record is from the annotation of a GenBank genome assembly.